Molecule: messenger RNA, 2415 nt
Organism: Saccharomyces eubayanus
Lineage: Eukaryota; Fungi; Ascomycota; Saccharomycetes; Saccharomycetales; Saccharomycetaceae
Gene: FLC3
Product: putative flavin adenine dinucleotide transporter
Exons: 1
Coding region: 1-2415 (804 amino acids)
Biological process (GO): transmembrane transport; fungal-type cell wall biogenesis
Source: RefSeq, a predicted model, not a curated record
AUGAAAUUUUUACAAACCUUCAAAUCGUGUUCCAUAAUUGGGCUGAUAAUAUCACUGACCAGUAACAUAGGUCUAGUAGAGGCGAAAAGGAAGCUAGUAGCGACGUCAUUAGUCACAUGUAUGGAAAACUCCCAACUGUCAGCAAACAGUUUUGAUGUCGUCUUUGACCCGGACGACAGGUCGCUACACUACAACCUUGACAUGACAACCCAGAUUGACUCUUUCAUCUAUGCUGACAUCGAUGUAUAUGCAUACGGUUUCAGGAUCAUUACUAAAAACGUUGAUCUUUGUGCAAUCGAGUGGAAACAGUUCUGCCCCGUUCAUCCAGGUAACAUCCAAAUCAASUCGAUUGAAUAUAUCUCUAAGAAAUACGUAGACGACAUUCCCGGUAUUGCAUACCAGGUCCCAGAUAUUGACGCGUACGCUAAGGUCAGGAUCACGAACAAUGUUAGUGAUUAUCUAGCCUGUAUUCAAAUAUACUUUUCCAACGGAAAGACCGUUUCUCAGAUUGGUGUGAAAUGGGCAACCGCGGUGGUAGCGGGUAUUGGUCUUUUAUUAUCUGCCAUCUUAUCCACGUUUGGAAACUCUACCGCCGCUUCGCAUAUUUCCGCCAACACGAUGUCACUUUUCUUAUAUUUCCAAUCGGUAGUCGUGGUCGCAAUGCAGCAUGUCCAUCGGGUUCCACCCAUUGCUGCUGCUUGGGCGGAAAAUCUGGUUUGGUCAAUGGGGUUGAUUAGAAUCUCAUUCAUGCAAAGAAUUUUCCGUUGGUAUGUACAGUCCACAGGCGGCACGCCAAGUUUGUAUUUGACCUCUACUUCCAUGUCUGUCUUGGCUCAAAGAAGCUGGGACUAUUUAAUGGAAUUUUCCUUAAUGAAAAGAGCCACCAACGUCUUAUAUGGAAAUUCUAAUACAUUGAUUUUUAGAGGUAUCAAGAGACUGGGAUAUAAAAUGAAGAUUGAAAACACAUCCAUCGUUUGUACCGGUUUCACCUUCUUCGUUUUAUGUGGUUAUGUACUUGCUGGAUUUAUCGUGAUCGUGAAAUGCUGUGUGGAAUUGGCCGUUAGAUUGGGUUGGAUUGAAAAGACAAGAUUUUGGGAGUUUAGGAAACAGUGGAAAAUAAUAUUAAAGGGCGCUUUAUUAAGAUAUAUAUACAUCGGUUUCGUUCAGUUAACAAUCCUAAGUUUCUGGGAAUUCACCGAGAGAGACUCAGCUGGUGUUAUCGUUAUCGCUUGUCUAUUCAUUCUUCUGUCAUGUGGAUUAAUGCUUUGGGCUGCGUGGAGAACCGUGUUUUUUGCAAGAAGAUCUGUUGCAAUGUACAAUAACCCAGCUGCUUUAUUAUAUGGUGAUGAAUAUGUGUUACACAAAUACGGAUUUUUCUAUACAAUGUUUAACGCCAAUCACUAUUGGUGGAACAUUGUCCUUUUGUCCCACAUAUUUGUAAAAUCAUUAUUGGUUGGAUUUGCUCAAGCUUCCGGUCAAACUCAAGUUCUCUUCAUGUUUAUACUGGAUCUGCUUUAUUUUAUCGCCAUCAUCUACUAUAAGCCCUAUCUGGAUCGUCCAACAAACAUAAUGAACAUUUUGAUUUCCACCGUCACAGUGGUUAAUUCCUUCCUUUUUAUGUUUUUUUCAGAUCUGUUUAACCAAAGCUACAAGGUAUCAGCCAUCAUGGGAUGGAUUUUUUUUAUCAUGAAUGCUGCAUUCUCGUUCAUUUUAUUAUUAAUGAUAUUGGCAUUUGCCGGUAUGAUACUCUUCUCAAAGAAUCCUGAUCUAAGAUUCAAACCUGCAAAGGAUGAUAGAACCUCCUUCCAAAGGAACACUAUGAAACCAGAAGGUACCGUCAACAGAUCUGUAGCCAACGAAUUACUUGCUUUAGGCAACGUUGCAAGGGAUCAUAACGACAAUUCGGAUUACGAAUCAAAUAAUACUGGAAUGAACGAUGAGCCAAAACAAGUGCAAGAUGAAACCACUCCCACAACGUUCACCUCAAGUGAUGAGAACAAACCCUCUUUGACAGAAAAAAUAUUUAGCAAAUUCACAAGACAGAAGAACAACAAUGCAAGUACAGAUGUUUUAAAGGAUGAAAAUUCUAAUCAACAAACAUUUCCCCACAACCUAACAAAUCUUUCGCGCGAAAACCUGUCAACAUUAACAAUGGGUUCCAAAUCAUACCCAGGACACACAAGGACACAGUCUGACGCACAUAAUGGAUUGAUAAACUCUUUUGAGGAAGAAGACACAAGCUCAACUGCAGACCCUUUCCACGACUCCACUGAAGGAGACCUUUUAGAUACCUCAAGCUCAGAUGGAGGAUUCGGAUCACAAAACUUUGUUAGAGAUGACAGUAUGAAUAGUUUAGGAAAUAAUCAACAACCAGUAAGGAAACCACCAGGAUUUUUUGAUGAAGGUUUCAUGUGA